This is a messenger RNA of Dermacentor silvarum, 8674 nucleotides long. RefSeq names its product sodium/hydrogen exchanger 7 (gene Nhe3). Gene Ontology annotation, biological process: proton transmembrane transport; regulation of pH; sodium ion transport. Gene Ontology annotation, cellular component: membrane; recycling endosome. Gene Ontology annotation, molecular function: sodium:proton antiporter activity. The record is from RefSeq and is a predicted model, not a curated record. The transcript has 17 exons. Bases 231 to 2333 code for a protein of 700 amino acids. NCBI's taxonomy places the organism in Eukaryota, Metazoa, Arthropoda, Arachnida, Ixodida, Ixodidae.
GGCUAUGGGCGGUUGCGUGGGGAAGUAUUCCAUUCGUCAUUGAUCUGUUUGUGGCGCGUCGGUGCCGCGACAAGAAUGCGGUCGGUGCUUUGCCACUGGGAAACGGAAAACACCGCGGAACAUCGGAGUGAGCAAUUGCGCGGCUGAAACCAACGGAGUCGCUGAAGCUUCUGUGAUCACGUCAAAAUUUGUCAACGGGCAAAUACGCCGCCGCAAAGUAAAAUACAAACAUGGCCGUCAGAGAAGAGAAAAUAUGCACGCUCGCCGCCUCAUUUCUGGCGUUUCUGGUUGCCGUUUGUCGAGCCAGCGCUCCGAUGGACAUUAAAAUGGACGAGAAGGCCCACAGCAUUCACAGGGUUGAUACGGUGAACAUCCUGGUCUACACUUCUCUGCUCAUCCUCACGGUGUGCAUCAUUUGGCUGUUCAAGCGACGCCGUGCCCGGUUUCUCCAUGAAACUGGACUAGCGAUAUUGUUUGGUCUCAUAGUUGGAGCAAUAGUGCGAUAUGCAAGUGAGGAGACUGAAAUGUCACAUGUGCGUGUGGUGCCCGUUCAGGGCAGCAAUUACAGCGAUGCCGUCCCACCAGACAAUGUGUUUGUGAUGUUGGAGGUCGCCAAGAGCGACAUAGGGCACAAGGAGAACAAGACCUAUGCGUACACCUUCCAAGGCGAGGUCACCGAUGUCGAGAGCAAAAAACUGAACCAGAAAGCGACCUUUGAUCCAGAGAUAUUUUUCAACAUUAUCCUACCACCCAUUAUAUUUAAUGCUGGGUACAGCUUGAAGAGGAAAUUCUUCUUCAGGAACUUAGGCACAAUAAUGACCUAUGCCUUUGUAGGAACAACAAUAUCCUGCUUUGUUGUUGGGGUGAUCAUGUAUGCAUUCCUAAUGUUCAUGCCACAUUUGGACUUCACUUUCAACAACUGUCUCUAUUUUGGUGCCAUCAUCUCGGCUACUGACCCAGUGACAGUAUUGGCCAUUUUCCAUGACCUUCAUGUUGAUGUGAACCUCUACGCUCUAGUUUUUGGGGAGAGCAUUCUAAAUGAUGCUGUAGCCAUUGGCUUAGUUUCAGCAAUUUCUAGCUAUGAAGAGAACAAUAACGAAGGAAAGGAGUUUGAAGUGGCUGCAGCAUUUAAGGCAUUUGGGAAUUUUGUCUACAUUUUCCUCUGCUCAUUCAUGAUUGGCUCAGUGACUGGAUGUGUCACAGCACUCAUCACCAAGUUCACAAAGCUGUGCGAUUUCCCACUACUGGAGAGUUGCCUCUUCGUACUAAUGUCCUACACUUCUUUCCUCAUUGCUGAAGCGCUUGACCUUACAGGUAUUGUGGCUGUACUGUUUUGUGGAAUCUGCCAGGCCCACUAUACGUACAACAACCUAUCAGUAGAAUCUCGGUUGCGGACAAAACAGCUCUUUGAAUUACUAAAUUUUCUAGCAGAAAAUUUUAUAUUCAGCUACAUUGGUGUCUCCAUGUUCACAUACAAGAAACACAGAUGGGAUGCCGGCUUCAUCAUGGUUGCCUUCCUAGCAAUAGCAGCUGGGAGAGCACUGUACAUCUACCCACUGACAUUCCUGCUGAACCUGGGGAGAACGCACAAGAUCCCUGGCUCUUUUCAGCAUGUGCUUUUCUUUUCAGGUUUGCGGGGUGCAAUGGCAUUUGCACUGGCCAUUCGAAACACUCUCUCUGAACAGAGGCACUUGAUGCUCACAGCCACCUCGCUCAUAGCCAUUGUGACGGUGAUAGUCUGCGGUGGCUUCACUACACAGCUCCUGGCAUGGCUGAGCAUACCGGUGGGAAUCGAAGAGGAGCAUGAAAUGCUUCAGUUCACUGGUAUCAGGCCUGGUUAUCAGGCAACUCAAAAUGGGGUGGCUGGCCAGGUGCAAACACCACCAGAAUUGCAGAGCCCACCACCACAGCCAGAAUCAAGGACUCCCUAUGAAAAGGCUUGGCUAGUGCGCAAGUGGUACAACUUUGACGUCAAAUUCAUGAAGCCCCUGCUGACGCACAGCCGUCCGACGCUGCUGGACACGCUGCCCCAGUGCUGCCUGCCCUUGGCCCAUGUGCUCACCUCCACGGAGCAGCUGAUGCAGGAGGACAUUCGGCCCCGAGACGACGACUCAGACACAGACCUGUGCCUGGACGAGAGCGACUUUCACUUGCCCGAACGCAACAGCGCCUCCUUUCGGGGAUCCCUGUCCCGGGUAAACUCAGCUCUUGCUCCCCAAGUGUUUGUCAUUGAGAAACAACCCUCACAGCAGCCUGUCCCAGCUGAAGCCCGCAGGGCCAACCUUCCCACAGCUCCCCAGUUUUUCUCAUCUCUGUCACUCGGGUCUCUGUGAUAGAAAAAUGUCUUGAUGUGAUGCUUCGUGCUGAUGCCCUAUCCCCUCCACAAAGCACACCGUGUGUUGUACCAGUCAACAUUGCAGGUCUUGGUGCAUCCGCAGGCGUAGAAGUUCCUGCUGCAAAGUUUUCGCAGCUCUUAGAAUAGACUGUAUGCUUAGUCAUGUGUUUGCUUGCCUUCCCCGACAGCAGCUCUGCUUUCAGCCAGUGCUGUUGCAACUAAAUCACUGUGUUGCUGUUGGCCCCUUUUACAUUCUGGCUUGUGGUCUUGUUGCUUCGAGCACUUUUUUUUUUUCUGAUCUCUUUUUGCCUUCCCUCUGAGACAUGCGACCAUGUUUCUUGAUUAAAUGUUCAAAGUGUAGCUACUUGUUAGAAAUCAGCAAACAAGCUCUAUUUUGGCUUUGUAGAGACUGUUUACCUAGACACAACGAAAGAAAACCUUAUUCACCUGGUAAUUUAGAAUCUUCACAACAGUAUUAAAGUGCAGCUGAAUUUGCAUUACUAUCUAAAUGAUAGUUGCUAUAGUGAGCUUUUGCACACUGUGAUUUAGAGGAUGUAGUUUCCACUGAUGACGAGGUUGUUCAGCUGAUAGUCCCUUCCUGUCCUUUUAUGAAGCUGUGAUAAUUAUUGCAUACCUAAUUUUUUUAUUGCAUUGUAAGCACAUCUUGUUUAAGGAAGCAAAGCUGCAUUCUUCACUCAAAUGAUAGGUUGUGGACUCAGGUUCAGAUAAAAGUGGUAAUUUUUAAUUGUGCCUGAGUGGAGUUAUCUAAACAGUUGAACUAUUCCUCCUUGUUAGAGCAUCUGAACUUGUGCAAAAACGUGUUUGAGGUAGUGAUGUGAUAAAAUUAGGGGUAUUAUCAAUAUAUAGCACAUCAGUUUCAACUGAUGUGCUAUAUAUUGCAGCCUUCUCUAGCGUUCACUAAGUACAACCAGCACAAAAUGAGGCAGAUACGGUUUAGUCUACCUUGUAUCAGUAUGUGCCAUUUAGCAUUACCUCAUGGCGCAUUCAAUAUCAGCUAUCCUUUUAUGUGUGACAUCUACAGAACAUCUAAAGUACAACAAUAGAUUUCAGAGGUGCAAUGCACAUUAACUGCGUAAGCACAAUAUUUCAACCUGGGAUGUUAAUUCUGCAGCCAUAGAAAGACACGUGUUGUCAGGCACAAGAUGUUUCUCCUUAUUAUGUCCAAACUUGUUUGAAAAUGCUGUGGUCGUUGAGUGAAUGUGAAUUCUAUGAAUUUGUGUACCUUGAGGUAGGUGACUAAGAUUGUAUGUACUGAGCCUGAAGCUUGCUUUUGAAAUGCUUGAAGCAAGUCUUAACUGGCUUGACCUUGGCAGUAUUUGCAUUUUUGUAUCUAGGUCUCAAUCAACUGUUGUUGGUGCCUUGAAGUGUGCGUGCUUUUGUCUAUUUUUCAUAUCACAGCAAUAAAGCCUUGAUAUUUUCUUUCAAUAGUGAGCACAAGUGGGCAGGGAACACUGCAACUGCGGGAGGGUAGUCAGUGAACAUAACUGGUCAAACCUGGCUGUAACCAUAUGAAUGACCUUUGUUAGCAUGCUAGAAUAGUUAAGCUGAGGAUUUUUGUUAGGCUAGCACAAGCAAACAAUACAUGUGAAGAACUAGGACAUUUAUGACGGUGCACACUGUUUUUGGAACAAAGUCACAUGGCGGCCAUGCAUCAAAUCUUUGAUGUUUUGUGGUGUUGCUUGAGAGGUUGAUGGUAGCACAACAGACACACAUGCGAUAGAUUGUUGGGAAACGGGGCAGCGCUUGAGUUUUUCUCUUUCAUUGGCUGCAGUUGGGACUGCUAACUUGCUUAGCAAUGCAGUUCGGCCGUAAUUUCCCCGCAUUCUUCCCUCAGAUGUUUUCAUUUGUUGAACAUGGUGUGACUGGCACAGGUCAUGGUACAUCUGUGUUGCUGUUUUGAUCGAGCAUGCCAUUGACCCACGCAACCUGAAUAGGAAAGUUAAGCUCUGGGCUCAGUCGAUUUGUAUAAAUGAGGAAAGCAGGGAUCGUUAUAGAAGAGAACUGAAAAGUAGUGUGGAUAAACCUAGAUGUUAAUGAUUAUUUAAAGCAGUUUUCUUAAUAUGUUUCUUUUAAUCUAGAACAGCGUACCAAGGGACACUGACAGAAGGUGGCUCACUUAGUGCUAUGUGUGUCCUCUUUGUGCACCAUCUUCUGUUCCUUUCUCUUGUUGUGCUCUUUUAAAUUCAAGAUGUUCAACCAGCGAGCCCAAAUUCCAAUGUUUUCAAGUAAUACUUUUUUGCCCUCAUUAAAAAAAAGUGAAUAUUUCAAAUUUUAAGAGAAUAUAUAAAUGCCACGUCUAUACGUAGCAUGAUAAGAACAGAUAUUUAAGGUACUAUAUCAAAUAAACUUGUUUCAGUGUUCCAGGUAGAACGAAAUUCCAAUUUUAAAUUACAAUGUUCUUGGGGCAUUAGUCGAGCGUCUGUUUUGCAGAAAUGGCAAUCAUGGAGCCUUUGAAAGUGUUCUCGCUCUUUAUAAAAUAUUCAUUCUUAUUAUUGAGCUACUGAGUCGCAAGAGCAAAUCUCAAUACAUGGAAAGCAGAUUUUCAGCAGUUUUUUAAUGAAAUUUGGCAGCUAGGUCAAAACAUUGCUUCUGUCGGACAAUUUUUUUUUUCUAUACAAUGGAUUUUAUGCAAGUUAGUUUUUGGAUACUGCAGCUAAUUUUUUGUCCAUUCCAGUGUACUUUAAGGACUUCUGAGCGUAGAAUGUUCAUUGUGGUUGCAUUAGUAGUCAUGCUAGAACCUGAUUUGUAUCUCAUUUUGUGCUGUUUGUACUGUGAUGAGACUUAGGGAUGAGCAUAGCCUUAGGGAGCAUAUUCUUUAAGCAGUAAAUACAUUUUAGUCCUGUUUUAAGCAGUUUAGAGGGAAAACCUACAAUCCAAGGAAAGCAACUUGGGACAUAAGGAAAGCUAUUUAGAACUCCACCGAACAAUAAACAGAAGUAAAGAUUUUGUUCUCCUACAACUGAAGGUCAUUUGGAUUCUGCUGCUGAAAGUUGAAAAGUAUCCAUUGUAAAUCAGCACAAGUAAUCUGUACAUGAGCAGCGGAAUAGUUUUCUUCUUUGGUUGCAGCUUUAUUUGAAUGCGCCAAUAACAGUGCCAAGAUGCAGGUGACAACCCCACUCAGCUUGCCCCAAAAAAUGCGGUGAUACCUCGUGCAUAGCGUACGAUGUGUGCACUGCAUAUCCCUGGAGAUCCACAUCACCUUUGUGAUGUAGAUUCACCUUUCUAGCUUCAUGCCACAUUCGGGUGGAUGACAAUUUUUCCCUUUCAUGAUACUUCUUCCACCUUGCAGGAUUCCACAGAACUAAUUUUGCCGUAUUCUGUGUCCUUGUGCUUUGAGUUGUCGAUUAAUUCACCCUUGCGCUGCGAUCUGCUAGCCUCCUGGUUAUCCCAGAUGGUAGAGCAACUGCCCCGGAAAGGCGUUGGUCCCAGAUUCAAAUCCCGGACCAGGACGAAUUUUUCCUCAACUGCAAAGCAUUAUUUUUCAGAAACCCAUAUGGGUUUCCUUUGUAGCUUCGUGCUACAUUCGGGUGAAUUGACAAUUUUUACCUUUCAUGGUACUUCCUCCACCUUGUGGAAUUCCACAGAACUAAUUUGCCAAAUUCAAACACAAAUUAAGACUUAUGCUAAUUAAUUAUAUUUUAUUUCAGUGUUCCUUAAGCAAAAGGGCCUCUUCGUCGCUGUCAUUUUCCCUUGAAGACACCUCAUAACCAACAUCCAAGUCCUUUGACUCAUUCAUUAGAAAUUCUACUGCAUCGUUCAUAAAAAUUGUGGCCUUUUUGCUUUGGUCUGCUGUGUUGGAAAACAGGAGGUGUAAGCAACGCUGACAUUCGAUAAACUUUGUUACGCCAUCUGUCGUAUAAAAGCAAAAUAUACUAUAAAAUUUUAGUUUUAACCAAAUUCUGAGUAGAUGGUGCAAUGUAUGUUUCAUGGCCAUGAAUUAUCUCGGGUACGGCCAGAGGUGUGCAUCGGCAGCCAGGCACAGCACUUAACACCACAAAGCCCAACGUAUUAUUUCUGAUAUGCUGAAUUUGAUGCCUUAAAACCGAUUUAAGCGCCGGAAACUCAAUGUAGAGCCCAUGCUGGCAAUUUUAAUAUGCUGGAGGUAGUUUUCAGUUGUGGAUACAGCGAAUCAGUUACUAAUUAAUGAACUACACCACUAAUUAGUUCUUACAUAAUUAUCAUUUCACUGUUUCUUUCGUACCAAUAUUCCCUUCAUGGCCAGAAAUAAAUGUGAACAAGUUGUUUUAACUUUCUUUGAUUUGAAAUGCUGUUGUUUGUUUAAAGACUUAAAAGUGCCCAUAGACCUCUGUUGGUGAUAGUAUUUCUGGCCCUCUAAUGCACUAUCUUCUUUUGUGCUCUGCCCUCGAGCAAACUAGAAAGCAUUUGUUGAUGGAUCAGCAUCUGUGCUUGGUAUUAGUGCGAGUGUAUCUCGUUGCCGUCGUGCUUCUUUUAGUGUUCAGAUUCCUAUAAAAUUGCUCUGCAGCAACCCUCCUCGUUCUUGCCCGCGUCUCAGUACUUCUGGUACCUGGUACAUAUCUCAUGUGCCACAAGCUAUCACAGUGGGCUCUACACUGUCAUCUGACAUGAAAGCCACAAUCGUUGGGUUUGUUUGAACACUUCUGUGGAGCUUGUUCGCUUGCUGGUAGGGAAAUGAAAAAGAAAGUAAAAAUGCCAAAGUAUGGUUGCUCAUGAGUGGUUAAGUAUUAUGAGCAGUGCAUGUGCUGCACCAGGUUUGCAUAAAUGCAUUUGUAAGGAUGAAAAAAGAGUGACAGCACAGGGAAGCAAGAAAACAACGAAGUCAGCAGGAUGCUUUGCAGCGCCCCAAUAGUGUCUCACUUUAUGGAUAACUUGCUCUAAUGACUAGUUGUUCUUUACUGACCUUGCAAGUUAACAAUUUCUGAAAUGAGAAUUCUACAGUAUGGAUUGGUAAGCUUGGGUGUUUAUUCCAUAUUGCAGGUCAGAAUGUAUCUUCUGAUUGACUCUUACAUUUUCCUUUUGACCUUAUUUUCCUGUUUGCGCUGUUGUGUACACCUAAUGUGUGCAUCCCUUUGCAGUCAAACCUUUUUUUAUGUGCAGGGAUGUUAAUCAUUCCAAAGAGACGAACAUGAUUAGGUGUCCAUGUUGUAAAUGUUAGAUUCGUCCCCUUUGUUCACGUUACGGGCCCCAAAAGUCUUGAAACCUGGUCAUGAAUAUGACCUUUUGAUGUGUACAAUCACCUUUAUUUAUUUGACCUGCAUUUUCUUGAGUACCUUUUAUUCUAGUCUUCUGUUUCUUGUCUUUUUUUUUCUUGGAUGUCGUUGCAUGAUAUCGUGAAAAAUGAUUUUGACUGUAGAAGCAGUGUAAAGCCCAUACCUCAGUGUGUAUUCAUGCUGUCCUUUGAAUGCUCACACAACUUUUUUGUCGCAAGCGUGCCAGCAUUUUAUUUGCGUGCGGCGAUAUUUUCAUUUGCUUUUACUAGCUUAAUACUCAAACUUUGCAAAAUGACAAAGUAACAAUGAUACUUGCGAGAUAUUUUAUAUUGCAAAGAGGGAAAUUACUUUUUGCAAUAGAUUCUCUUUUGCAUUCUCUGUGCCGCUUAAGACAGCUGAUACAUCUAAUUUUUGCAUUCUAUUGAGUGUACUACAUGGUAAGAGGAUUUGUGUUGCAUGCUGGGAUCACAUGGUUAGAAAUAUCUUUUUCUGCUGUGUAAUGUACCAACUCUUCCUUGCACUUUUGAUUAUUACUUUUUAGUGUGUGCGUGUCUUUCAUACUGCAGAUGGUUUCUUGGAAUGCAUGCCUGCUGUAGGAAGUUUUACUCCAUCUCUAUGUUCAGAUACAGUUGAGCUCACUUAUAAUGGUUCUCAAUGCUUAUCAUGAUCUGAAUUUUUAUAACUGCUAAUAGUAAUCAUGUUUGAACUGAUAAUUAAGUUAGAUCAUGGUUCCUCCUCAAUUCUUAUCAUUUUAUCAUUGAUUAGGACGCUGCAAGUUGCAUAUUCGUCUAGGCUUUACUGUAUUUUUGGUGUCACAUAGGUAAGCAUUCAUCUUGGCAAGGAAAUCUAGAAACAUUGAUUUCCUCGAGAAGUGAUUCCAUUAUUGAAAAAAAAAAACAGCUUGCAUUAAUCACGUUUAAAGACCAACAGUUUGUCACAUCUUCAGCUUACUUUCGGAAUUUAGCUCAUUAAGAACAGAUGUGUAAAAUGAGCUAAUCUUCUGUUGUGAUCGGAUUCACUAUAAAUGGGCUAGGCUGUACAUAGACUGCUUCGCUGUAAUCCAUCCCCAGCAGGAAUGCAUUUUUCUAGGUGGCAGUGAUGUUGAUGCCACACUAUUGCUUUUUCAUUU